This is a messenger RNA of Lampris incognitus (smalleye Pacific opah), 4046 nucleotides long. Its product is annotated as disheveled-associated activator of morphogenesis 1-like. Lineage: Eukaryota; Metazoa; Chordata; Actinopteri; Lampriformes; Lampridae. Bases 220 to 3453 code for a protein of 1077 amino acids. The record is from RefSeq and is a predicted model, not a curated record. Gene Ontology annotation, molecular function: small GTPase binding; actin binding. Gene Ontology annotation, cellular component: stress fiber. The transcript is spliced from 26 exons. Gene Ontology annotation, biological process: actin cytoskeleton organization.
GGUUGGACCAGUUCACUAUCUACCUAUCUCUGAAUUGUGUUGCGUUUUACUCUGCCAACCCGGCGAACUUGUGAACACAAGUACCAAGGAACAUGCGCAGCGUUACAAGUGCUCUCUGACGGAGGCCAAACUCUGAGGUGGAGGAGGCUGUAAAGAGGUCCAAGAGGAUCCUCUAUCCCGACCCUCCUUACGCCUAUCAACCAGACGGAUCAGGAAGCCAUGGCCCCUCGAAAGCGCGCCGCUGGCCGUGGCGGCCUCUCCUUCAUCUUCUGCUGUUUCAACGGCAGCGAUCACCCAGAAAUCACCUACCGGCUCCGGGAGGACUUUGCUCUGCAGGUCAUGGAACCAUCACUGCCCAUGCCAGCACAAGAGGAGCUGGAUAACAUGUUCGCAGAGCUGGUGGAUGAACUUGACCUUACAGAGAAACACAGGGAGGCCAUGUUCGCCUUACCUGCAGAGAAGAAAUGGCAGAUCUAUUGCAGCAAAAAGAAGGAACAGGAGGAAAACAAAAGUGCGACCAGUUGGCCAGAGUACUACAUCGAUCAGCUCAAUUCAAUGGCAGCUAGAACGACGCUCCUUGCUCUGGAGAAGGAGGAUGAGGAGGAAAGGAACAAAACCAUUGAGAGUUUGAAGACUGCUCUGAGGACACAACCUAUGAGGUUUGUGACACGCUUCAUCGACCUGGAUGGCCUGACGUGUAUCCUGAACUUCCUGAAGAGUAUGGACUACGAGACCACGGAGUCACAGAUACACACGUCUCUGAUUGGCUGCAUCAAGGCCCUGAUGAACAACUCCCAGGGCCGCGCUCACGUCCUCUCCCACUCAGAGAGCAUCAACAUUAUUGCCCAGAGUCUGGCCACGGAAAACGUCAAGACAAAGGUGGCGGUGCUGGAAAUUAUGGGUGCGGUGUGUCUGGUGCCCGGUGGACACAAAAAGAUCUUGGAGGCGAUGCUGCACUACCAGCGCUUCGCCUGCGAAAGGACACGCUUCCAGACGCUUUUAAAUGACUUGGACAGGAGCACGGGUCGAUACAGAGACGAGGUCAGCCUGAAGACAGCCAUCAUGUCUUUCAUCAACGCUGUGCUGAGUCAAGGCGCUGGAGAGACCAGUUUGGAAUUCCGCAUCCACCUCCGGUACGAGUUUCUGAUGCUGGGAAUCCAGCCUGUGAUUGAUAAGCUACGUUCUCAUGAGAACUCGACGUUAGACAGGCAUUUAGACUAUUUUGAAAUGCUGCGGAAUGAGGAUGAGCUGACUUUGUCGAGACGAUUUGAGUCGGUACAUAUAGACACCAAAAGUGCCACUCAAGUUUUUGACCUCAUCCGCAAGAGGAUAAACCACACUGAUGCACACCCGCACUUUAUGUCUGUGCUGCACCACUGUCUUCUCAUGCCACAUAAGAGAAGUGGGAACACUGUGCAGUACUGGCUGCUGUUGGACCGAAUCGUCCAACAGAUGGUCUUGCAGAAUGACAAAGGUCACGACCCCGACGUCACACCACUGGAGAACUUUAACGUGAAGAACGUUGUCCGGAUGCUUGUCAAUGAAAAUGAGGUCAAACAAUGGAAAGAGCAGGCCGAGAAAAUGAGAAAAGAGCACCAUGAACUGCAGCAGAGGUUCGAGAAGAAGGAGCGUGAAUGUGACGCCAAGACUCAGGAGAAGGAGGACAUGAUGCAGACACUGAACAAGAUGAAAGAGAAGCUGGAGAAGGAGAGCACCGAACACAAGAACGUGAAACAACAAGUAGCCGAACUCACUGCGCGACUGCACGAGCUCAGCACUAGACAGGUUGUGCCUGGUGGACCCCCGCUCGCCCCUGGUCCCCCAGGGGGUCCCAUGCCUUCCCUUGCUCCUGCAGCAUUUGGGGGUAUGGUGCCUCCCCCGCCACCCCCUCCCGGGGGCAUGAUGCCGCCGCCGCCUCCCCCUCCCCCACCCCCUGGUGGCCCCCCACCUCCUCCCGGGCGCCCACCGAUUGGAGGGGCUCCUCCACCCCCAGGAGCUCCCUUGGGACCGGCCAUGAAAAAGAAGAACAUUCCCCAACCAUCCAAUCCCCUCAAGUCAUUCAACUGGUCCAAACUGGCUGAGAAUAAGCUGGACGGGACUGUUUGGAUGGAUGUGGAUGACAGUAAGGUCUUCAAAAUCCUGGAUCUAGAAGACAUAGAGAAGACCUUCUCAGCCUACCAAAGACAGCAGGACUUCUUUAUGGUCAAUAACAGCAAACAGAAAGAGACAGACGAUGACUCGCUGAGCUCCAAAAAAGUGAAGGAGCUUUCUGUCAUCGAUGGCCGUCGAGCUCAAAACUGCAACAUCCUUCUGUCGCGGCUGAAGCUUUCAAAUGAGGAGAUGAAGAGAGCCAUCCUUACCAUGGAUGAACAGGAAGACCUACCCAAAGAUAUGCUCGAGCAGAUGCUCAAGUUUGUCCCAGAGAAGAGCGAUGUAGAUCUCCUGGAAGAGCACAAACACGAGCUGGACCGAAUGGCGAAAGCUGACCGCUUCCUCUAUGAGAUGAGCAGAAUAAACCACUACCAGCAGAGGCUCCAGUCGCUUUACUUCAAGAAAAAGUUUGCAGAGAGGAUAGCCGAGAUCAAACCCAAAGUUGAAGCUCUGACCAAAGCCUCUAAGGAGGUCUUGCACAGUAAGAACCUGAAGCAGCUGUUGGAGGUGGUGCUAGCCUUUGGAAACUACAUGAACAAGGGUCAGAGAGGCAACGCAUAUGGCUUCAAGGUGUCCUCACUCAACAAGAUCGCUGAUACCAAAUCCAGCAUUGACAAGAACAUCACACUCCUGCACUACCUAAUCACCAUAUUGGAGAAGAAGUACCCCAAAGUCGUGAAGUUCCAGGACGAUAUACAGUCUGUUCCAGAGGCUGCCAAAGUCAACAUGACUGAACUGGAGAAGGACAUCAGUAACCUGCGUAGCGGCUUGAAAAGCGUCGAGAGCGAACUAGAAUUUCAGAAGAAGCGACCACAGGAGGUGGGUGACAAGUUUGUGUCGGUGGUGAGCCAGUUCAUCACUGUGGCCAGCUUCAGCUUCUCUGACGUGGAGGACUCGCUCACUGAGGCCAAAGAACUGUUCCUGAGGACGGUAAAGCACUUUGGUGAGGAUGCCAGCAAGAUGCAGCCAGAUGAGUUCUUUGGCAUCUUUGACCAGUUCCUCCAAUCAUUUAGCGAGGCGCAGCAGGAGAAUGAAAACAUGCGGAAACGAAAGGAAGAGGAGGAACGCAGGGCCAGAAUGGAGGCUCAGCUGAAAGAACAGAGGGAGAAAGAGCGGAAGGCACGGAAAGCCAAGGCCAACGGCGAGGACGACGGCGGCGAAUUUGACGACCUGGUGUCGGCGCUGCGGUCCGGCGAGGUCUUCGACAAGGACCUGUCCAAAAUGAAACGCAACCGCAAGCGCAUCAACAGCCAGGCCACAGACUCGGGCAGGGAACGACCAGUCACCAAGCUCAACUUCUAAGUGGGGUCGAGAUCCCUUAACCCGUCACGUCAACUCGCGCAAUGCUCAACACUAUAAUCAGACUCCUCAGAUCAGAUUCGAGGCUUCCUGGGUCAGACUGAUACACACAUUCCUUAAUGCUCUCUCUGCUCCAUCUACAUCCACCUCAGCUUACAUAAACCAUGGUGUUGUCCCACAGCUGCAAAACCUCUGAAAAUGCAUUUUGGACCUUUCAUCGCCUGACUUUCUUACGUUUAAUGGAGCAGAAGCCAAAAGAUUUUAUGACCUAUAGGAUAACUGCAGCUGCGAGAAGUGGAGAAUCUAGCUUGAGCUUGACCGGUGACUCAAAUUUUUCAGUGAAAUCCUUGCACGAGAGCAGAAUGUUGUUCCGUUUGGAUAUGUGUCAACCUACAUCCAUGUAGGGCGAACGCUGGACAGAGUUUUCGUUCAGGUCUCUUUGCAAUGAUAGGAGCCAUUCUGCUUUGUUUUUUCUACAGAGGAAUCACACGCACAGAAUGAAAUGUGCAGCUAGAAGACUCCCUCCACGAUUGAUGCUCGAUCCAGAUGGAGAGAUAAUUCCAUUAAAAAAAAAAAAAAAAAACCUCAAGGGGCCA